GUCGCGGGAAACAGACGAGGCGCGACUGGCGCGCCAUCUGCCGAACACACACAAACAGCAACAGCUGCAGCACAGGAAGCGGUUCCUUCGGUCUGUCGGCCAGCUUAUUCCAACUUACUGUCAUCACAAAGGCCUUAAAGAUGGCCGUAAACGUCUACUCGACAAACGUGACGACGGAGAACCUGAGUCGGCAUGAGAUGCUCAACUGGGUAAACGACUGCCUUCAGCUGGGCUAUUCGAAGAUCGAGGAGCUGUGCACCGGGGCUGCGUACUGUCAGUUCAUGCACAUGCUGUUCCCAGGCAGCGUCAUGCUCAAGAAGGUCAAGUUUCGCACCAACCUCGAACACGAGUACAUCCAGAACUUCAAAGUGUUGCAAGGCUCCUUCAAGAAAAUGAGCGUCGACAAAAUCAUCCCAAUAGACCGGCUGAUUAAGGGGCGAUUCCAGGACAACUUUGAGUUCCUGCAGUGGUUCAAGAAGUUCUUCGAUGCCAACUACGCGGGCAAUCACUACGACCCCGUUGCUGCUCGCGAGGACUUUGGAGCCACCUCCAGUGUCUCAGCGAACCCUGACGCCAGGGCUAAGCCUGCUCCACCUGCCACCACUACAAGCAGAAGUAAAACCGAACGAACCGGAUUUUCCCGAUCGUUACUCAUUGGUUCGAUUGAUAUUCCAGAGGUGAGCAGUGGAGAUGCUCCAGCGUCCAGAAUUCAACCCAUGAAGAGAUCUAACGUCGGAGCAGGAGGCGCUGCCUCGGAGAGCAAAUUAUCAGAGCUCACGAGUCAGUUGGCCGAAAUGAAGCUGACGACGGAAGCGUUGGAGAAGGAACGUGACUUUUACUUUGGCAAGUUGAGGGACAUUGAAGUUUUGUGCCAGGAAGCUCAACCUGGCGAUGACACCCUUGUCGACAAAAUUACUCAGAUCCUCUACGCAACCGAGGACGGCUUCGCACCUCCUGAAGAAGUUGAAGAGGAGUACUAAUAAGCACGCCAGUUGAAAUCAUACGCAAAGAAAUUAAGCUAAUGCAAAAAGAAAAUUCCAACUGCUUUUGCACGGCCCUUGAUGCCUGGGGCCAACAAAAUUUUAACUUGAGCAUUAUCUCUCUCUUUAAUUGUAUUUAAGCAAAGUAAAAUAAUAUACUUUUAAGGACUGUACAUGUCACCAGUGAAUACGAGACGAGUGGAACUAAUUAACCCCUGAUUCGUCGGCCGGUCGCAAGUCCUGGUAGAUAGAGUUAGCGCCUAUUUAUUUGUUCGGUUUUUGCUGCUGCCCAAGGCUGAUUUGCACUCUGCAUUUUAUCCGCGACCCUCUGUGAUGGACUAGCAAGCAAAUUCGUUGACUCGAAUCGGCCUUUGCAACUUUUCUCUAGGUUUAAAUGGUAAAUAACUAAAUCUCAUCAGUUAGACUAGAGCUCUGCUUGCUUGGCACGAGGAUUUUGGUGGCUUUGGCGCUCAAAUCCUCGUUUCUUGCGAGCGGAGAUUUGGUUUGCUCACACUCCUCACCUCGAUUGAAUUUCCUGCAAACAAUUUUCAAUCAUUGGCUGCAUUGCAUGUAUGAUAUUUAAUUGAGCAAGAAUGAAGGAGACUUUUGUGCCUGUGGAAAGUCCGGUUAAAACCGAUGAAUGUUUUUGAGUAAGGAGUUGAUUUUCCUGUUGUCCACUCGAGAUUCCGUAAGCAAAACUGAAUGAUUAAAGUUCUAUAUUAUCAAUUUCGCGAUUGAAUAUGAUGUGUAUUGUUGCUGAAAACUUGAAAUAUAUUCAAAUAUUCUUUUCA
Cloeon dipterum is the source of this 1771-nucleotide messenger RNA. It is a transcript of the gene Eb1, whose product is annotated as microtubule-associated protein RP/EB family member 1. The transcript has 5 exons. Gene Ontology annotation, cellular component: microtubule organizing center; spindle midzone; microtubule plus-end. Gene Ontology annotation, biological process: spindle assembly; protein localization to microtubule; regulation of microtubule polymerization or depolymerization. Bases 141 to 980 code for a protein of 279 amino acids. Gene Ontology annotation, molecular function: microtubule plus-end binding. Lineage: Eukaryota; Metazoa; Arthropoda; Insecta; Ephemeroptera; Baetidae. The record is from RefSeq and is a predicted model, not a curated record.